ACGCUUCGUCAGCUCAUAUUUUGUUUGACGUGAAAUACACAUUGGUUUCGUUUCAAGAAGUUUACAAGUCGUUGAACUAGUACAGUUUAGGCCCAUGUUCCCGGAAGCUCAAGUGGUUUUAGCAUCAAGUAAAACGACGUUGUCUGAAUCUACGUACUUUCAAAAUGACAUUUAGCAGUCAUUACAUUGGUAAGAUUUAGACUACUAUGUAUGCGCAAGGCAAACCGGUUCGGAUUGUUAAAAAAUACCGUUCAAGGAAGACCAGUAUAGAGAGAGACAAGAGUGAAUUAGAAGCGGAGUUAUGGCGCGCCGUGAAGUCAGGCGAUCUGGAGUCUGUGGAGAGGCUAGUGAACGAGGGUGCUCAGGUGGAUACGAUGAAGGAUGGCAUGUCAUUACUUGUAUUUGCGAUUCAAGAAAACCAAACGGAGAUAUCAAAGAAGAUUAUAAGUUUAGGAGCUGAUAUCAGUACUAGGCACGAAGAGAUAUCUGACGGAGUCAUACAAUUUAAAACUGCAAAAGAUUUUGCAGCUGAGCAAGGAUUGGAUGAUUUAUGCGAACUUCUACAAAAUAAGCUCAUACUCAAUACGAAUAUUCGAACGGCGGUUCAAGACGGAAAUAUAUUCUUAGUACAAAGUUUAUUGAAACAAGGCGGAGACGUAAACGUAACGACAGACGACGGAUAUUCUUUGUUGAUGGUAGCAAUAAAAAAUAGGGAUUUGGAUCUAGCCCUACUGCUACUGGAAGAAGAUGCAGACGUCAGCUACGUCCUAGAGGUUUGGGAACAGACGCUGUCGUCAAUCGAACAAUGGAAAAUAACACGCUAUACAGCCAGAGAUUAUGCUAUUGAAUACUUGCCGACAGUCAUUGAGUCAUUGGAAGCCAAAAUACAAGAACAUAAAAUAAAGGGUUUAUCAGUGCCGAUCAACACACAGAAAACACCAUUUGAUGGCUCUUUACUGUACAAAAAGAAACGAAUCGGCCAGAAAUCAUUAGUAUGCUUAAUAAUUUAAAUAGAAUGAGAAGAGAAGAGAAGCUAAGGAAAUCAUGUUCUAGCCUUAUAGGUGUCUAAGUAAUGGGUGCUAAAAAAUAGGAGCGACGAAUUGAACUUGCCGCAUUAUCGAGCAGUGGUGAAGCCGCAUGGGUGCCACCACUGCUAUCGAUAAAAUAUCCAUUGUAAGCAUAUUCAUUCACCGUUAUUAUUGUUAUUAUUGUUAUUAAUACUGAUCAAUAGUAUCUGGAUUUGUAUCGAUAUUUUAAUAUAUUUUUCAAUAAAUAAAUCAAUCAGCA
This is a messenger RNA of Anneissia japonica, 1287 nucleotides long. Its product is annotated as putative ankyrin repeat protein RF_0381. The transcript is spliced from 10 exons. Gene Ontology annotation, molecular function: protein binding. The coding region runs from base 207 to 1010 and encodes 267 amino acids. The record is from RefSeq and is a predicted model, not a curated record. Lineage: Eukaryota; Metazoa; Echinodermata; Crinoidea; Comatulida; Comatulidae.